Messenger RNA from Nicotiana attenuata, 887 nucleotides. Its product is annotated as photosynthetic NDH subunit of subcomplex B 3, chloroplastic. The transcript has 6 exons. Gene Ontology annotation, cellular component: chloroplast thylakoid membrane. The record is from RefSeq and is a predicted model, not a curated record. Gene Ontology annotation, biological process: P450-containing electron transport chain. Gene Ontology annotation, molecular function: 2 iron, 2 sulfur cluster binding. Lineage: Eukaryota; Viridiplantae; Streptophyta; Magnoliopsida; Solanales; Solanaceae. The coding region runs from base 82 to 675 and encodes 197 amino acids.
UAUGAAUCAACCACUAGGAGAGUGUAUCUGGAAAAGUGUUAUUUUCAUUAUCAAUAUCAAUAUUAUCACUUGUAUAAGAAAAUGAAGGCAAUUGAAAUAUACUCCUCUAGUGCCUUAGCUUCGGUAUCUCGAUCGUGUAUUUUGAAAAACAAGAAGGUAGCUUCUCCGAGCCUGAGUUUUUGUAGAACGAAAAUCAGAGCAGUUGGUACUGUUCCAGAAAAGGCUAGUGUUGGAGCAGCACAGGUAGAUGAAGAAGAGGCUUCUGUGAAAUUUGCAUUUGUCAGCUCAGUAUUACUACCAGAUGGGACACCAGACGUGCAGCUCCGCAAAGCUUGUGGCGGUCAAAAACUUAGAGACAUAAUGCUGGAUGCUAAUGUUGAGUUGUAUGGACCUUAUGCGAGGCCUUUGCUUAAUUGUGGGGGAGGAGGAACUUGUGGGACAUGUUUGGUUGAGGUUGUUGAAGGAAAGGAGCUACUGAAUCCUCGUACUGACAAGGAGAACAAUCACGAUGAAUUAAAACGGCAUCCAAAGAAUUGGAGGCUAGCUUGCCAGGCAAUAGUUGGUAAAUCCGAUUCUAGAGGCAUGAUGGUCAUUCAGCAACUUCCUGAAUGGAAAGCACACGAAUGGAAUUACAGAGGAUUACCGCCUAUUCAAGAAGAAGAAGAAAAAGAAUAAGCAUCAAUAGAUCCUCAUCUUUAUCCUGAUAUGACGUUUGUCUUGCUUUACAGCAUUAAUUAUGUGCCUAUUUAAUAGUGGAAGAAUGUUGACAAUCUGCUCUUAAUUGCUUUUGGGUCCAUUCAGCUUCUUUCUUAUAAAUAUAAUAUAAUGUUACCAGCCCUUCUUUUUCUUAAUAUUAAUAAAAGAACCCUUUCCCCUCUCUGUGUUUA